AUGGCACCUGUCGCCAUCGCAGAAACCUCAACCCCCGUCUAUAACCACAAGCGGGACGGCCAGGCUUUGGAGGAGACUUCCGAUGCCAUCGAUGAAGUCAACAUCCUCAAGGCCAACAUGAAAAAGCAACAUCAGCAGCAGCAGCAGCAGCAGCAGCAGCAGGAAAAGGACCUCUAUGAGGAGUCUGAGUUUGACAAUAACAAGGACAAGUCUACCUUUCGCCAGUACGAGAACGCCUGCGAUCGUGUCAAGAAUUUCUAUAAGGAGCAGCAUACCAAGCAGACUGUUGCCUAUAACCUCAAGGCCCGUCACGAUUUCCACAACAAAACCCGUGCCGAGAUGACUGUCUGGGAGGCCAUGGAGAAGCUCAACACGCUCAUCGACGAGUCCGAUCCAGACACCAGCCUCUCCCAGAUCGAGCACCUGCUGCAGUCCGCCGAGGCCAUCCGCCGUGAUGGCAAGCCCCGCUGGAUGCAGCUAACCGGGCUGAUCCACGACUUGGGCAAGCUUCUUUUCUUUUUCGACGCCGAGGGCCAGUGGGACGUGGUCGGUGACACUUUCCCUGUGGGUUGCGGCUUCGACGAGCGCAUCAUCUACGGCCGCGACUCAUUUAAGCAGAACGAGGACUAUGGCCACUCCGUCUACAACACCAAAUUUGGCAUAUAUAGCCCGGGGUGCGGCCUUGACAAGGUCAUGCUCUCCUGGGGCCACGACGAAUACCUCUACCACAUCGCUAAGGAGCAGUCUACGCUGCCUGACGAGGCUCUUGCUAUGAUUCGUUACCACUCCUUCUACCCUUGGCACAACGCCGGUGCCUAUUACGAGCUCAUGGACGAGCAUGACAAGGAGAUGCUUCGUGCCGUCAAGGCCUUCAAUCCCUACGACCUGUACAGCAAGAGCGACGACAUUCCCAGUGCUGAGGAGUUAAAGCCUUACUAUAUGGAGCUUAUCAAUGAGUACUUUCCCACAAAGGUCAUUCGUUGGUGA
Penicillium maclennaniae is the source of this 987-nucleotide messenger RNA. Its product is annotated as inositol oxygenase. Gene Ontology annotation, molecular function: inositol oxygenase activity; iron ion binding. The transcript has a single exon. Gene Ontology annotation, biological process: inositol catabolic process. The coding region runs from base 1 to 987 and encodes 328 amino acids. The record is from RefSeq and is a predicted model, not a curated record. Gene Ontology annotation, cellular component: cytoplasm. NCBI's taxonomy places the organism in Eukaryota, Fungi, Ascomycota, Eurotiomycetes, Eurotiales, Aspergillaceae.